Molecule: messenger RNA, 4264 nt
Organism: Daucus carota subsp. sativus
Lineage: Eukaryota; Viridiplantae; Streptophyta; Magnoliopsida; Apiales; Apiaceae
Product: glutamate receptor 2.7-like
Exons: 5
Coding region: 1314-4118 (934 amino acids)
Cellular component (GO): plasma membrane
Molecular function (GO): signaling receptor activity; ligand-gated monoatomic ion channel activity
Source: RefSeq, a predicted model, not a curated record
AUGCCACAUGGCAUCGGCACCCCUGUUAGCACCUCUCAUUGGAGAUGCUCUAAGUGUCGAGACGAAGUUAUAUCCGGGGAUGGUUCAAGUUUUGACAUCAUACAGCUUUGCUGGCCUUGUCACCAUCACAGCAUUCCUUGCCCUACUUGCAGCGAGUCUGUUUCGGAAGCUCAUUCGCUAUUUCCAGAUAUUGCAACCUAAUCGGUGUCAGUACGUUGAGAGACCAUUCUAUUGAGGCCACUCACAAUGUCUCCCCUGAAGCUGAAAGUGACAAGAUUCCAAGGUGAGAAAGAUUGAGAUUUUAGGCCAACAAGUAGAGAAGACGACAAACAACUACUCAAAGAACCCACAAACAUAAAUAUUCAUCACGGGAUGGAUGAUAAAGUUCAAGUAUACUCAAGUAAAUACUAAAUACAAGCUACUUUGAUUAUUCUGCAAUUGAUGAUGCGUACUUUUUUAAUACAUAGCUCGGAUACACAUAAAAUGGCACAAUUUGUGUAGUCAAUGUCGUAAUACAUAUUUAAUAGUGAUACAAGGUUUAUUUUGUAUAAAUAUGAGAAAUAAUUGAAGAUUUAGUGUGUUGCAUAUAUAUUUUUGUUGAUGAUUUAAUAGUAAAAUGUAUCAAUUCUAGCUUCAAAAAUAUGCAAAGAUGCACCUAAUCGAUUAUUUUUUAGUGAUCUUCCACAAGACCUGGUAUUACUGGAGCUGUUUUUUAAUAGUACUAGACUAUUAGUCUAGUAUGGACCAAUGGACGGUUCUAUCUGAAUAAGGCAAGUCCUACAGGUUUCUUUUUCCUUUUUGCUCUAUAGUCCUGCAGAUUUUAGAUACAAGAAAACUAAACCCGAAGAAAUUAUGGGAGAGACAGAAUGCUGACAUUAGACUAUGAUCUAAGAUGCAGAUGAGUGUGAAUCCGCCCCUCUUUCGCUGUUUAAACGCAACAUGAAAACAUAAUUAAUUCUAAAGACUGUAAACGGGUUUCGCCCAUAUCAUAGGACAAUUAACAUCUCCUGUAAGUUGUGCUCCAAGACUUUAGGAGCUUAUUAAAUUCUUCCAGAAUCCAAUAGAUUGGUAUCUUCGCAGUAACCGCUGGAGUCGCUAUAAGAAUCUCAGAUCCUCUUCUUAAAUAAUCUUUUAGUCAAUGAGUACAAUGGACAGGAAAUACUUGUAUAUGCAUGUCUGCAUGCUUCUUGCCAUAUCAGUGACUCACUCAAGCCACCAUUCACAACAUCAACAAUCACUUCAAUUACCCAUGGCUUAUGCUUAUAUAUACAUAAUAAUAUCAGAGGCUCCUGUACUUCAAAGAACUGGCUGUAAUGGGGUUCUCCAAGGCAUAUCUCUACCUUUUGCUCAUCAAUACUAUUUUUCUCCUCUUUGUUUCUGCUAAUAAAGAAACAGGUACAACUUCAGAAUCGAAAAAUCAAAUUGUUUUUAAUGUUGGUGUAAUUCUUGAUUUCAAUUCGUCCGUCGGUGUUGUGGCCAAUUCUUGCAUAACCAUGGCAAUCUCUGAUUUCUACUCCCAAAGUCUGCAUUACACUAGAAGAUUGGCUUUGCACCACAAAAAUUCCAAUGAUGUUCUCACUGCAGCUUCAGCAGCUCUGGAGUUGGUUAACGAAGACCAGGUAGAUGCAAUUAUUGGGCCACAAUCCUCCGAAGAAGCUAAAUUUGUUGCGGAAAUAGGAAACAAAUCUCAGGUCCCAAUUAUCUCAUUUUCUGUUACAAGCUCAUCACUUUGGCCUACGCGGACUCCUUACUUUAUUCAAACGACGCUGCCUUACUUUUCACAACUAAAAGCUAUCACUUCCCUGGUCAAGCAACUCGGAUGGCAGGCCAUUGUAGUGCUUUAUCAAGACGAUACAGACGAAGUGUCUGGUAAUGGUUUUAUCUCUACUCUGACUGACAUAUUGCAGAAGGCAGGUAUUCAGCUUUCAUAUGCGAUUGCAAUCUCAUCUUCUGCCAACACAUCUCAUAUAACGAAAGAGCUAAACCAUUUGAAGACAAUACAAACUCGAGUGUAUCUUGUUCACGUGACUUCUCCUGAUCUUGCCUCUCGGUUGUUUCCUCUAGCAAAUGAGGUGGGAAUGAUGAGCAAUGAAACUGCAUGGAUCAUCACCGAUGCUUUAUCCAAUUCGCUAAGCUCCUUGGAUGCUUCAACUGUUGAGUCAAUGUUAGGCGUUUUAGGCGUAAAGCCUUAUGUACCUGAAUCAGAAAUUAUGAAUAAUUUCAAACUCAGGUGGAAUAAAUAUAUGUUGAUGCAGCUGCAGCCUAAUUAUGACAAAACAAUCAGAAGCUGUUUCAAUAGGUUUUGUUUGCGAGCAUACGACACAAUUUGGGCAUUAGCCACAGCAGUAGAGAAGAUUCAGUUCCCUGAGGUGAAGAGGAGCUACGAAAAAUCAAAUGCAUCAUGUGCAGCAAUUACAAAUUUGAGAAUCUCAGAGGCAGGCCCAAGGCUUGUCAAAGAGAUCUUGGAAACCACAUUCCUCGGCUUAAGUGGAAAGUUCAAGUUGAAGCAUAGACAACUAGAAACUACAGCUUUUGAAAUAAUCAACAUAGUUGGAAACGGUGAUAGAACUGUUGGCUACUGGACACCAGGAAGAGGCUUUAGUCGAAAAAUAGCCAGUGCAGCUGAGGAUGAUCAUGGAGUAGUUUAUUCAGGAAGGGUCGACAGUGUUCUUAAACCAAUCAUUUGGCCUGGAGAAUCUACAAAGAAACCCAAAGGAUGGGAUGUACCAGGAAUGGGCCAGAAGCUGAGGGUAGGGGUUCCAAAGAAAACAGAUUUCACAGAAUUUGUAGAUGUGGAAGAGAUUGACCACACCAAGAAAUUAUACAAUGUCAGGGGAUUUAGCAUAGAUGUUUUCCAAGCUGCUCUGCUUUUAUUACCCUUCAAGCUUGAGCCUGAAUUUAUUCCUUUUGUGAAUGACAGUGGUGGCAGCAAUGGAACGAUCACUGAUCUAGUCAACAAACUACAUGGUACCGAGACUCCGGAUUAUGAGGCAGUGGUUGGAGAUAUUACCAUAAGGGCUGAUCGCGAAGCAAAUGUUGACUUUUCACUUCCAUACACGGAGUCUGGUGUCGUGAUGGUGGUAAAAGCUGAAGCCGACAAGCUGAAAGACAUGUGGAUAUUCCUGAAGCCAUUAAGUUGGGAUCUCUGGCUGACGAUUGUUCUGGCUGCUAUAUUCACCGGCCUCGUGCUCAGAGUGUUGGAGCGACGCUUAAAUCUUCAACGCCCAUUUGGCAUGCUCGUCUUAUUUCCAAUAGCAGCUCUAGCCUUUCCUGAAAGGAACAUGGUGGGAAACAAAUGGGCAAGAUUUGUGCUGGUGGUAUGGUUGUUCAUGGCAUACAUACUACUGCAGAGUUACACAGCAAAUCUGUCCUCAAUAUUAACUGUGAGCCAGUUGAGACCUUCUGCAGAUAAACCUGCUUGUGCGGGUUAUCAAGAAGAUUCAUUUGUAAAAGAAAUGCUCAAAAAAAUGAACAUUAAAUGCAUCGGUUAUACAAGCAUGGAGAAAUACGAUGAAGCCCUUUCUCUAGGAUGCAAAAAUGGAGGGGUUGACGCCAUUUUUGAUGAGAUUCCCUACAUCAAACUAUUUCUUCGUAAAUACGGUUCUAAGUAUAAGAUGGCCGGAGCUACUUACAGUACUGGUGGAUUCGGCUUUGCAUUUCGGACUGGGUCUCCUCUGUUGAAACCCAUUUCCGAGGCAAUAUUAGAAGUAAUGGAAAGAGGAAAGAUUCAAGAGAUUGAGAAGAGAUAUUUUGGGAAGGGAUAUGUUACUCAAUAUCAAGACGAAGAUAAAGAUGAUUCGAAAUUAACUUCAUAUAGCUUUGCUGGCCUUUUCGCCAUCACAGCAGUCCUUUCGCUACUUGCACUAGUUUGUUCCGAAUGCUCAUUCGCUAUUUCAAGAUAUCGCAACCGAAGUGUUGACAGUAUUUCCAGAGUCCAUUCUAUUGAGGUGACUGGUGAUCUCUUCCGUGAAAGUCACCAACAAGAAUCCAAGGAAGAGGUUGAGAUUUUAGGCCAAGAAGCAGAUAGCAACAGACAACAAGUACUACAAGAAUCCAAAAACAUGAAUAUUCAUCAUGGUGAGGGUGAUAAAGUUCCAGAGUACACAGGCAAAUACUAGCUAGGAUACACAUGAGAUGGCACAUCAGUGUUCAUGUAACUUCAAAAUUAGAUUCCUAUAUAAUCUGUACCAUCAAUGUAACAGAUACCGAAUAAUAUUCCAGCAUUAAUAAAUGAUAUUUGGGGUCAUAUUUUCCAACUUUGUUG